Trichophyton verrucosum HKI 0517 is the source of this 357-nucleotide messenger RNA. RefSeq lists its product as uncharacterized. The transcript has 2 exons. Bases 1 to 357 code for a protein of 118 amino acids. NCBI's taxonomy places the organism in Eukaryota, Fungi, Ascomycota, Eurotiomycetes, Onygenales, Arthrodermataceae. The record is from RefSeq and is a predicted model, not a curated record.
AUGACGGCAGCACUUCGACUUCUCGACUGCGUCUUCACUACGGAACGAGUGAAGGAGGUAUCCUGUAUCGGCGUAUCUACCGUCCUGCGCCUGGCUGGGGGAUUUACGGCGGAGGCAGAGGUUGGAAAAAAGGGGUUCAAGACGGGCGACGGCGAGGAGGGCGGGAGGUUGCCAGAACGAACGAAAGAAAAAAAGGACGAGAAAGCGAGAGUGAAGACGCCGCAGGAGAAGAAGAAGAGGAGGAGGAAGAGAGAGAAGAUGAAGUCGAGAAUGACGGGUCAAGACGAAGAGAUGGAGAUGAAGAUAAAAAAAGCGACUUUCAGGAGGAGGAAAAAGCAACGAAAAGGCGUUUUUUAG